This is a messenger RNA of Periconia digitata, 1779 nucleotides long. NCBI's taxonomy places the organism in Eukaryota, Fungi, Ascomycota, Dothideomycetes, Pleosporales, Periconiaceae. The record is from the annotation of a GenBank genome assembly.
AUGUCGGACAAGGCAGCACAAGAGUAUAUCGAAAACAUUUCCACGUCCACUCCAUCAGCUACGGAUAUCGAGAAGACCAACGAGCAUUAUGAUGCAGCAGUGGGCGCAAACUUGGAGCUCGAUGAAAGUUCUCUGCCUCCGGGGUAUUUCCGGUCCAGAUUCUUCAUCGGAUCUAUGGCUGGUAUCGGUCUCGGAUUGAUGGCUGGUGUUGCUGCGUUUGGAUAUGCGGCUCCAAUUCUCAGUAUCAUCAACGCGGAUAUUGGACCAGAUCCAAAUAUCAACUGGGUCGCUCUAUCUUACACACUGACAUCUGCUGUUGCUAUCACAAUCGUUGGAAGAGUGUCUGACAUCUUUGGGCGGAGAUGGGUAUUCGUCGGGGGUGCUUUCUUAGGAGUUAUUGGGGCCAUUGUAUGCGCCACUGCGCAGAGUGUAAACACACUGAUUGGCGGUACCACUAUAUGUGGAAUAGCCGCAGCGACCCAGCUUUCCUAUUUCUUCGUCAUGGGCGAACUCGUACCCAUGAAAUAUCGUCUCGCUGGGAACGCCUUUUGCUACCUCUUCUGCAUCCCCGGAUCUGGAUUCGCACCAAUGAUAUCCAACGCGUUUAUCGUGUACCAUCACAAGGUCGGAUGGCGCGGUGCUUAUUAUGUGCUCAUUGGAAUUGAAACUGCCUCCUUUUUAUGCUGGUUCUUCUUUUAUCAUCCACCCACGUUCAAAAUGAAGCAUGGCGAGCAAGCCUCUAAACUCCAAUACGCAAAAGAUUUCGAUUACAUCGGAACUACACUGUACACCGGAGGUCUUCUUAUUCUCAUGAUGGGCUUGAACUGGGGAGGAGCUGUCCAUCCAUGGACUUCUUCAUAUGUCAUCGCAACGAUAGUAGUCGGUUUCGCCUCGCUAGUUAUUUUCGUGCUCUGGGAGUGCUACGCCAACCUUAAGGAGCCUCUCGUACCUAUGCACAUCUUCUCCAAUUAUUCGUGGAACGCCUCUGUCAUUCUCACCGGACUGGGUGCAUCGGUGUACUACGCUUUCGCCAUUGUAUGGCCGUCCAUGGUGACUGUGCUAUACAGUGAUGGUGGAGUCAUGGCAAGUGCUGGGCUGUCGACAUUUGUAGGUCUUUUCAUCACUCUCGGGCAAAUCGUUGGUGGCUUUCUGGGGAAAAAGAUCGGAUAUCUCAAAUGGCAAUGCGUGGUUGGUAUUACGCUUGGGGGAAUAUGUUUUGGUUCCAUGGCAACAUGCGGCGUUGGUACAAAGGCGCGAGCUGGUGCUCUCGUCUCGGUGGGUGUCUUCUUCGUGGGGUGGGUAGAGGGUGCAGCCAUCACGAUUGUGACUCUCGCCGCAAAAGACCAAUACGCGCUGGGAACCUCCGCCGGAAUAGCAGGAUCAAUUCGAUUCCUCAUUUCAUCUGUUGCAUCGACUGUUUAUUCUGUCAUUUUAUCAAAUCGUCUGGCUACAACCAUCGCUGUACGUGUUCCUUCCGCUGUCAUUGCGGCCGGGCUUCCUGCUUCCUCAGUUGCUCCAUUCAUCUCUGCAUUCGCAGUGGGCGAGGCAGCGUUCGCGCAGAUACCCGGAGUGACUCCAGAGAUCAUGGCAGUCGGUACCCUUGCCUAUCAGCAUGCCAACGCAGAUGCAUAUCGGACUGUCUUUUUCUCUAAUAUCGCAUUCUCUGGUGUUGCUAUCAUUUGUAGCUUGUUGCUGCCCAACGUGGAUCAUCUCUUGACUGGCCAGGUUGCAGCGACACUGCAUGACGGGGGUAACGAAGGGAAGAUUGCUGGAGAGUAA